Molecule: messenger RNA, 5151 nt
Organism: Hemisphaericaspora subhashii
Lineage: Eukaryota; Fungi; Ascomycota; Pichiomycetes; Serinales; Debaryomycetaceae
Exons: 3
Coding region: 1-5151 (1716 amino acids)
Biological process (GO): chromatin organization
Cellular component (GO): nucleus; HIR complex
Molecular function (GO): nucleosome binding
Source: RefSeq, a predicted model, not a curated record
AUGUCUUCUUUCGUACCAUUGAACUUUAUUGAGGAUCCUUCUGUUUCCAAAAAGGAUCUAGAAGAACAACAUACAAGAGAACUUCAAGUCGAACAAGGGUUUAAAUUAUUCCAAAAAGCUUUGCUAUUUCAGAAAAAGAGCGAUUAUGUUCAAGCAUAUAAAAUAUAUGAAGAGUUGUUUUUACUUGAUGUGAUAUCCAAUCAUUAUCUGGAAGAAGAAGCUUUCUUACGUGGCAUCCAAAAUGGUUCACAAAAUUCAUCCGUCGAUGAAUUAUCAUUAUUGUCACCAAAUCUUAAAUCGCUUCGAUAUUUGAUAUUCAGGAACAGAGGAUUUUUAUACUUGGACAUAUUGAGGGAACAUAAUGAAGCCAUAAUGAAAGAAAUAAACCUUAAAGAUUCUAUUUCUAGUACCGUGGACUAUAAAACUAAAUCAAAAGACCUUUUCUAUACGAUGUUGGAUGAUUUCUGUAUAGCAUUGCUAUACAAUGAAGGUGAUGAAAAGUUAUUGGAAACGUUGUAUCAAAUGUACAUGACGAUAGGUUCAACGAGACUUGCAAGAUUUACAGUUGAAUACUCGUUAAACUCCCGGGAAGAGAGUGACGAAUUAGCAGGAUUAUUACCCAUAAGUGAUUUAGCCAGACGUAGGUUCAACCACAUACUAGGCAAGUUGCAUGUAAACAAUACAUCAACUAAGAACACAGACUUGGAGCUAUCGCUCCAAUUUUUGGAGGCAAUGAAACAGGAUUUUACUGAUCAGCAAUUGGAAUCGAAAAAGAAGAAACUUAUGUCAAUAGAAUGCGCUGGAAAAGGAGGCAAAUUAAACUGGCUGGAUAUCCUUGACUCUAUAAACAAGUAUUUGAAAGACAACCAAGACAAUUCAAAGGUGGAAGAUGUUUAUUAUACCAGACUUAAAUUUCUAGAACCUUAUAUAUUAACAGAGGAAUCAUUUGACAUAGUUGAAUUGGUUAUAUCCCAAGAAGAAAAGGCCAUGGUCGUUACGGAACCCAUUCCCACCGUCUCUUCUACAGAUUCCGAAGACAAAAUAUUAGAAAAGGACGAACUAAAGAAAGUAGACGAUGAUGUAACUAAUGAUUCCAAACAAAUACAAAGAUCUUCGAAAAGAUUGGCUAAGACAGAGACCAGCACAGAGAUUCCCGAAAUUAUUCUAGAAAGGAAACAUUUUGGAGCCCUAAAUACAUUUAUGUAUCCAUGUUCGAAUUCUUCACAGAGCAGUAAAUCCAAAGAUAAAAUAGAUGAUAAUUCAAAGCUUCUAGAUUUAUUGAGUGAGUUCGGAGGAGGAACCAAUCAGACGGAAAAGAAAAUGUACCGAAAUAUAUCGGAAAUAGAGACUUCCGACAAAAUUAUUGAGUUUGUCAAAGAAAUGAACCGAAGAAAGCCUAAUUUUGAAGAAGCAAAACUUUCCAUUAUACGACACCUUUUGGGCACAGACGAAACUGCAUUGAUUAUAGAAUCUGAAUGGGACGCUAAACUAUACAAUAAAGUCAAGGAUUGGGUAGUAGAAUUUGAAAUUUAUAUCUAUGAUUUAUUAAAUACACGGAAACCAAGCAUUGGCGAUUUGAAGUUGGCCGUUUCUCUAUUUGAAGUAUUGGUCGAUUGCUCGAUUAGUUUAGAGCUCCACAUUAAAGAUUUAAUUAAAACGAAGCUGAAGUUCAAUAAGGCCAUCAUAAAUAGUUUGAGCCAAGAUCUCCUCAAACUAAAUGAUAAAAUAAAUCGUUGGUCCAUUCGCAUUGAUGAUCAUUUCCAUGAUCUUGGUACUCAUGACGAAAUAGGUUUUGUAUUGGAAUGCCGAUUUAGAUGGGGGAAAAUAAUAAAAGAGAAAUAUCAAACUGCUUCUUGGAAUGAAGAUCAAGUGAUUCGAGGGAUGCUUGAGCAAUUAUUAAAGCUUGUGACAAGUUCCAAAUUUAAGAUUGCAAUCAAUUACCCAAACUACGCCAACUUUAUGGAAUUGACUUUAGAUGGAAUACAGAACCAAUUAACAAUGGUGUCUGUUCUUUCAAUUUUCUGGAGGAUUUUAUAUUCAGAGCCGCAUAAUGGGAGUACAGAAGCGAUCCUUCUUUUAGAAGAUAUUUUAAUUAGCACGGAACGAAGUGAGAACGAAGCCAUUACUUCAAUUAAAGAAUUCUUAAAUGUUUCUGCGGUGGAAAUGAGACUUAGCCUAUGGGGGAUACUCCUUCUGUUUUAUAACCUGAAUGACAAAUGGAAGCAACUACUAGUUGGAUUUCAUCAUUGCUUGCAUUUUCUUUGUGACUACUUAACUGGACGAAGCUACGAAGCGCUUGACACAGAAACAAGAUUCAAUACGUUAUUGAGGGUAAUCGGUUUUUAUGCAGAUAGCGUAACGCUUCUACUUACAAGCAUUGAAAAUAAUGGUUGGAGAUUAGGUGUUGAACUUUCAGAGAAUGAUUUGGAUUUCCUGAUAUUGUUUAUGUUCUUUGAAUUAUGCUUGUUAUUCGAAACUCACGAGCAGGCUAGUUUUAUGACAUCCCUACGUUCAUCGAUUCGCGAAAGAUCGCUUUCAUCAUAUGAGAAACUAAAAGACAUAUUAUUAAAAACAGUAGUACUAAUGUUGGCAUUACUUAAAGACUCAUUUGAAAAUGAAGAGCAAAACUUCUUAAAGAAAAUUAUCAAAUUGUUUCAUGCCCAAUUGGGCGCUAGUGGAAUCUGCAGUGCAUCCCAAGGUAUUUUUUUGGCCAUUUCCCAAGAGUAUUUGAGUGAACUUCCAGAAAGUGAUGAAGACAUUGCCCAGGUUAUUUUAUGCCGCUAUCAUUACAACAUAAAUAUCAAUGGUUUUAUUCCAGUAGACCAUUUUUCAGAGCGAAAAGAUGAAUUAGAUGAAAAUGAUUGUAAAGAAUUAUCAAAAUUUGUAUUGCCAUUCUGUUUCAAAAACAACCCCAUGGUAAAUACUCCCAAGCACGAAAUCAAGUCGCUCAUCGAUGAGAUAUACAAUGUUGUUGGUGACCUCGAUUUUGAAUCGAAUGAAGUUUUAAACAGAAAUAACGCAUGUCUAGAAUAUUUCCUAGAAUCAACGUUGGUAACUCCAAGGUUUGCUCGUGAUGCAUUCCAUGGAUUGAUUGAUUUAAAUAUGGACAAGAUUGGAACCUAUGAUUUUUUAUCUGGCGGUUUGUAUUUCUUGCAAGGGUUACUAAUAUUUGCGUCUUAUAAGAUACGAAAAAAGAAUAUGCAGAGCAGGGCAGUCGAAUUAGAAAAUGUAGUUGCGUUGUUAACUAGCGACCUCGUUUCAGGGAAUAAUCGGGUUGAAAGUUGGUUUCUAUUGGCUCAAGCAUAUGGUUUCUUGGUUGAAGAUGAUUUGAUUUGGACAUCUGACAAAUUAACUGUGAUUGAAAGAAAAAUUGCAACAGCAAAUAUCCAGAGAAAAGCUUUAAUUUGUUAUUUGAUGGCGAUCAACGGAAGUAUCAAUGAAUCCAGCACAGAAAGAAUUAAACCGAUCGUGGGUAGUUUGAUGUCAUCGUUUGCAAAAGAAAUGUUCAGUGCUUGUAUGGAACUCAUGGAUAUGCAUGCGUUUAGGGUUCUUCCUCAUGCGAAGUUUAUUCGGAAACCAUCCGGGGCAUCUUCCAUUACUAUGACAAAUUCCAGCGUGAUGACGAAAUCCCUUUGUCUCAAGAUCAUUCAACAGUCAUUACAUCUUGCAAUAAAUUCUAACACUAAAGAUUGGUUGGACUACUAUUACUUAUCCAAAGUGCAAAGAAAAUUGAAUAAGGCACCUUCAUUAGUUUUAGACACUAUGCGAAAGGCGUGUAAAAUGUCAUUCAAGUUUUCGAAAGCAUCUGACUGCGUUGUAGAGCCCCACUAUGCCCUAGUUUCCCUAACCACAAAGUAUGUGAAACAAGAUUUAAUUUCAACUAAGCUAGGAGUAAGGCUUUUAGUUACUGAUCCGAUUAUUCAAAUUGAAACUGAAGAAAGUGAUUUUUCAAAGAAAGAAUACUACAAGUUGGCGUGUCAGGCAUUGAGGAAGCUUGAUAGCUUUGACAAGAAGAAUUGGCAGCAUAAAGCGAAAUAUAGAUUAGCAAAGAUAUUAUAUGAAGAGUUUGAAGACGUAGAUGGAGCCAUUGAACAAAUGUCGUCGUUUGUUUCUUUAAGAGCCACCAAUAAAGCUUUGUUACUGAUUUGGAAACCAGAACAAGAAAGACCAGGGAAGCAUUUUUAUUACACAUUCCAGUACAUUCAGUUUUACAUUGAGUUACUCAAGGCUAAGAAAGAUCUCAUAGGCUUAAUUGUUAUGUUACCAAAACUUCGUAGAUCAAAUUCAAUCAUGGUUAAUUUAUACACUGCAUGGGAAGGAUUGUGUGCUUCUAUUUGCAAGCUCAUCAGACAACUGCUUCACAUUGGAGAUGUUUUUACGGAGACAAUUAUAAACAAUUUAUCUUAUCAAGCUUUUACAAUCAAUAUAAAAUCUUUUAUGGAAUUAAUGGAGCAAAAAGGUAUCCCGGAAGAUUUACACCCGCACUUGUGUUUUCUAUAUUCUAUUAAUGAUAUGAAGAAAUUUAAUAAUGGAUUUGGCCCAACCUCAUUGAUUGACGAUACCAUAGUCGGCAUAUAUUUUAAGAUCUAUUUACAUUUCUUCAAAGAUUUGGAUGUAGGACAUAGUCCUGCGUUAGAAUCUCCUGGUGCCAAAAAGAAGAUUGCCAAGAGGGAUAUUUUCCCUCUAACUAACGACAUCCUCAAGCAAUUCAAGGCAGAAAUAGAAGCAGUAUUGAAAGAGAAACCUGAUAUUUAUAAUGAUUUUGUUAGAAGCUCGCAGUCACGGGAAGUCAAUGAUAGUGUGAUCAUAAUGGAAGAGGAGCCAACAAGCACGAGCCAGCCAGAACCAAAUGGAGAAUGCAGUCCUGAGAGUGGAAAAGUGGAACAUAUCAACGGUGACCAAAGAAGCACCCCUAAUACACAAGACGACGAUAGUCAUCAAGGAAUGAUUACAAAAGACAGCUUAGAUACUAUAGAUGAAGCCAAGACCAACGAUGAUGAGACAAUUGAGCCAACUCCCAAGAAGGUUAAGUACAGCAUGCUGGAAGAUAUGAAGACCGCUGAAGAUGAGACAAUUGAGCCAGCUGCCAAGAAAGCUAAGAUUACAAUGCUGGAAGAUAUGAUAUAUCACAUUAUUGACGAUGAAAGUUAA